Messenger RNA from Fusarium oxysporum Fo47, 1014 nucleotides. Its product is annotated as SET domain-containing protein. NCBI's taxonomy places the organism in Eukaryota, Fungi, Ascomycota, Sordariomycetes, Hypocreales, Nectriaceae. The transcript is spliced from 9 exons. The record is from RefSeq and is a predicted model, not a curated record. The coding region runs from base 1 to 1014 and encodes 337 amino acids.
AUGUGUAAGAUCACAGGAUCCAGUGAUGCCCAGAGAAAAUAUAACGGGAUCUUCUUAGAAGACCUCGUUAAACAUUCCAACCAUAGGAUGGUGAAGUGGCUUGCUCAUGGCCGCCACAGCCAAUCAACCCUCAACACCGACGAGGCUUCCUUGAGUCGCCUUGUUAGCUCUAUAGGCAUAGUCCGUGACCAACUGUCCCGGGCACAUUGUAUCGUCCUCAAGCGUAAGCUCCUAAGCAGUUUGACGAAUACCCCCAACGGGCCGGUGAAAAGUGGCAGGGCCACUGUCAGAGACUUCCUGGAAGGUGGUGGUGCAGUGGGUGCAGAGUCACUCAACGAUGUCAGUGGACAAUACAAUGCUGUACGCGAUGUCAAGCUAUCUCAAGAGGGCAAUAGUGAAGUCAUUGUCAUCGAUGAUGAUGACGAUGAUGAUGAUCAAGACUUCAUGGACUGGGAGGGUAACGAUGCGCCGGGGCAGUCACCAGCGCCAUGCAGGGAGCAGCAGCAAACGCAGACGCAACCACGACUACGACCACAACCCCAACAGUUCAAUCAUCAUUCCCUCACACCUCCCUUUUCCAACACUCCACAGAGUGCUAUCCCGGCUGAUGACAGCAUGUUGCUAGAUCCGAUGAUCCCACUAGAAGUCCAAGCCUUCCGAAACGAGACGCAGAAAAUCGCGACCAAGCUCGCCAACGACCGUCGGGACUUCCAGGCUCAGUUCGUCUCGAUGAGGGUGUCGCGGAAGUGGAGAGCCAUGAUCCAGGCUGUGAGAAACAUCGCGCUAGGAGAGCCUGUUACGGUUGAUUAUGGUGCUGAGUACUGGGAGGGGAGGGCAAUCAGUUACUGGGAUACACUGGGCCUUGACCUUGCCAACUCAUUCGGUGCCAAACUUGACGGCCUAUGGAACUGGCAAAGGCCUCUACGAAGAUUCCAUCAGUACCAAGUAGACAAGGCGUUAGCAGACUCCAUCAUACCACAUCAUUUCCAACGCGGCACGCCUUGUGCCGCCUAA